AUGUCAGCAAAUUUAUUGGAUGUGUUUAAAACAGUAAGAGUUAUUUUAAAAUUUGAUAAGGUUCGCAUUGACAACAACAUUUCACGUUUACAUUACAAAUUAACUGUCAUAGUAUUAGUUGUAUUUUCUUUACUUGUAACUUCAAAACAAUAUUUUGGAGAACCAAUUCAAUGUCACUUAAGUCAAGAAGAAGGCUUAAAUCUGGAUGCUUAUUGUUGGAUAUUUAGUACAUUUACUGUGAAAAAACAUUUCAAUGGCACUCCAGGUAAACAUAUUGUCGCUGCAGGAGUAGCAUCUGCAACGGAAAAAGAUGAAGUCAUUUCGCAAAAAUAUUAUCAGUGGGUUUGUUUUGUGUUAGCUUUACAAGCAGCUGCUUUUUAUAUACCUCGACAUUUAUGGAAAACUUGGGAAGCCGGACGUUUAAAAAUGCUUGUAGGGGAUUUGGGUUCACCGAUUGUGUCUGCAGAAUGGACAGCACAUAGGAAAAAAAACCUUCUUAAAUAUAUUGCAUUAACAUAUAGAAACACUCACACGAUGUACGCUUUUAGAUAUAUUUUUUGUGAAUUUUUAAAUUUUUUAAAUGUAGUAGCGCAAAUAUAUUCAAUUGACAAAUUUCUUGGAGGAACGUUUACAACAUAUGGCCCAAAAAUAUUAGAACUAUCUGAAUUAACACCAGAAGAGCGUAUGGAUCCAAUGUCAUAUGUAUUUCCAAAAAUUGCCAAAUGUUCAUAUCGUUCUGUUGGACCUAGCGGUGGUAUAGAAUUACGUGAUGCACUUUGUAUACUCCCAUUAAAUAUUUUAAAUGAAAAAAUAUUUAUGUUUUUAUGGUUUUGGUUUGUGAUUUUAUCAAUAAUAUCAUUGGCAUUAUUUUUAUAUCGUUUAUUGACUGUUUAUAGUAUUAAGUUAAGAAAAUAUUUACUAAUGGCACAAGCACGUCAUGUUAAACGAGCUGUCAUUGACAAUAUUGUUAAUCAAUUAUAUUUUGGUGAUUGGUUCAUGUUAAAUAUGUUGGGCAAAAAUAUGAAUCCUAUUAUUUUUAGAGAAUUAGUUGUGGAUUUAGGAAUAUACUUAAUGUCUGAUAGUAGAAUGCAACAACAGAUGAUACCAUUAGAGGAGAUUUAA
Chrysoperla carnea is the source of this 1122-nucleotide messenger RNA. Its product is annotated as innexin inx2-like. Lineage: Eukaryota; Metazoa; Arthropoda; Insecta; Neuroptera; Chrysopidae. The record is from RefSeq and is a predicted model, not a curated record. Gene Ontology annotation, biological process: phototransduction. Gene Ontology annotation, molecular function: gap junction channel activity. The coding region runs from base 1 to 1122 and encodes 373 amino acids. Gene Ontology annotation, cellular component: plasma membrane; gap junction. The transcript has 4 exons.